Cuscuta campestris is the source of this 178-nucleotide messenger RNA. The record is from the annotation of a GenBank genome assembly. NCBI's taxonomy places the organism in Eukaryota, Viridiplantae, Streptophyta, Magnoliopsida, Solanales, Convolvulaceae.
GAACAACCAAGGGACAACAGAGCCAAACGUAGCAGCAGCAGCGGGAAAGGAGAAGGAGGACAAAAGGAAGAAAAAGGAGGAGGUCGUCGUGCGAGUUCCUCGUCGUUAGUCUCAUCUUGGUAAUUCUUAAUUGUCAAAUUUGAGGUAAACAGGGGGACAAUGAACCUAGAGUCGACCC